This is a messenger RNA of Stylophora pistillata, 2796 nucleotides long. RefSeq lists its product as uncharacterized. The record is from RefSeq and is a predicted model, not a curated record. Gene Ontology annotation, cellular component: condensed nuclear chromosome. Gene Ontology annotation, biological process: resolution of meiotic recombination intermediates. Gene Ontology annotation, molecular function: single-stranded DNA binding; ATP hydrolysis activity. Lineage: Eukaryota; Metazoa; Cnidaria; Anthozoa; Scleractinia; Pocilloporidae.
AUGCCACGGCCUUACAACAACGCAAAAACAUGCUUUCCCAGAUGCUUCUCACGACACCAAGCCAUUUGGAAAAUAGUUCCCUUCAAGUUGUCAAGUAGACAGCCCAUUGACUACCUGGCACAGAUCUUAGAAAUCCCAAGCAAGAUUCAGGGACCUGUGGCUUACUGCCCAGAAAAAACUGGGGAAGACAUUGUUCAAAGCUCCAACCCAGACUCCCCUUUGGUAUCCUUUGAUAUGUGGUCUGAUCUUGAAAAAGAAAUCGUGAAUCAUGUCAUCAAUUCAUCAGCACAGGACAAAGAACAGUUUACACCAAUCAAUGAAAAGUCUGACGAUGACUCUAUGAAACUUGAAGAACUAGAAUUUACAGACAAUCUCUACAGCAUUCGUCAGAAGAUUCCCAAAAUCAGUGUCCUAGCUUCAAGGUUGAAAACCAAACUUGUUCAGGACCCUCUAUUAUUGGACAGCCAGGGUAAUCCCUUAGAAGAGAGAAGCAUUCUGAGAUCGGAAAUUCAAACGUCUUUCAGGGUAAAAAAUGCUGAAGAACAAGGACAGAGGGACAAGGAAGCGUUUCUAAAGAUAAAUUGCGUUGAUAGUGUGAACGAGAAUGAGAAGAUAUUUGAAAACGUUUACAGUCCAGAUAUCACAUCUAAAGAUGUAUUCCCCUUGAAAGAGACUCUCAGAUUGCUUGAUCUACAUGAAAACAGCGAGCUUGUAGAAGAGAAACCUGUGCUUGUAGAUCUGUUACAGCAACCCACUCACAGAGGUGUUGAAGCCCUCGCAGGUUCUAAGGAGAGCAGCGAAUUGAAGACGAAUGAUUUUGUGAAAUUAAAUGAAGGUAAUUUCCUGUCAAAAGCAGGGGAUCAAACCAGUGCUUGCGAUGUCUUGGAUGAUCAGCAUUUAUUGGAAUCUCCCUCUCAUCUUCCAAUUGUGGUGGAAAAUCCCAGCAGCAAGAAGUUUAUCAGUAGUUUGAAACCUUUUCAAUUGUCUCCUGAGAUAACUAGCCCACCACUGUCACCCAACAAGAUCAAGCAGUGUGUACAAAGCAUAUGGGAAAAUGAGAAGUUUCUGUUCAGUGAACACUUAGCAAUGGUGCUUCCUGUACCAACUACUUCAUCCAGGAGAAAAAAGGAUCAUUCGACGACUUUGAUACAAGUGGCGGUGAAGAAGUUGAUCCUUUCUCAAGAACUUGUGGAUGGAAAGGUGGAGUUAGGCAUACCGUGGGACCCGCUUGCUGCGUCCACCGGAAAAAUGCAGAGUUGCCAAAAAUGUCUUCAGUCUGUUUCGUCGUGGAGGAGUGAAAAGCAAGCUCAAAGUGAAUUACUCCCUCACCGAAAAGGAAUUUCAUAUCGUGGAGAAGUCUUUCAUAAAAAUAGCAUUUACGAUGAGGUACUAGAUGGAAGCCUGUCUCGAGACCUACAGCAAUUUUCUGAGGGAAAGCAGAAAGAACGAAAAUUGGGCGAGGAUGGAAGAAAAACUAAGACACUGGCUACAAAACAAAAUAUCCAUAACACUCUGUGUGCCCCUUCUUCUUCUUCCUCCUCCUCUGAUAACCCUAAAAGAUUUAAUUCACGUUCGUCGAACACAAGCAACCUUGUGACGGAAAUUGGAGGUACCCCGAGAGAGACAAACGAACGGGAACCAUGUUUUGCCGAACACACCACACUCCCGGCAUCUAAACAGUUUUCUGGUGGCAUUAAUGACUUCUUUUUUCUAAGGGGAGGUCUUACAAACUCCUUAAAGUUGGCCGGUUCCAGCCUGUGUGGGCCAACAAAAAAAAUCGUGAAAGCGGUGAAAGUUCUUCCUUCGGUGUUCACAACAGAGAAGACAGGACCUGACUCUGUUGUUGCGGAAGAACCAACAGGCCAUGAGUGUCUCGGCCAGCAGCACAGUAGCUGUCACGCACUGCAGCGUGACAUACCUGUUGAACUUUCAGACGACUUCCAGGAAGUUUUAGAUGAGUUGAUCAGACAUGUAAAGCCUGUGUUAUUUAGGCUACAGAGUUAUGGAGUUGUACCACAGACUAAGACGCUGUCGAAAUUAAAUCCAGAGUAUACAAGAUUCAUUUGGAAGCAAACCCAAAUGUCCCCUGAGGAAGGAGACCACCAAAGUGAUAUUCAUUGUUUGUCUGUGUGCUUGCAUGCACUUGUGUCUUCUGUUGAUGUUCUUAUGCAUAGUGGUUUGGAAGCCGCAAUAGCCUUCUUAGGCUCAAUAAAUGAAGAGCACAGCAGUUUAAUAAGAGGAGCUCUGGAAUCAAUACGGAGAUACCUCGUCAAAACACAAUUCACGUUUGAACAGCAGAAAAUUAUUCACCCAAAGCUUUCAAAGCUACUCAGCAUCGUAGCACGGUGGAGUAAAGAUCAAGACGCAGACGGCGCUAACGCUGCUAUCAUCGUUUACACUUUCCCUGAAAAGUUAACCAAAGAAAUUACAGAGAUACUGUCGGGUUUACACGGAGUUCAGACCAGGUUGUUUAACAAAGACACAGGAAUCAAUACUUCGCAGGAAGAAAAUGGACAAAUGGUCAUCUAUAUUGUAAAUGUUUUAGCGACAAACGAGGAUUUUCCGUGGACAAGAUUUGACUUUGUGCUAGACUACGACCUGACUGAAACGAUAACAAGGGAGGAACUUUCCCGCAGCACAAUACUUAAAUCUCAUAUAACCUUGAAGACGAUAUCAAAAAUUUCAGUGGAGAAGCAUUUAACUGAGGCUGAAGCUAGUAUAAAUUACACGUGGUUCUCUAUCAUUUCUCCCUCAGACAUCAGCGACACCAACUUGCUGAGGGACCAAGAUCAGUAA